Molecule: messenger RNA, 457 nt
Organism: Diospyros lotus (date-plum)
Lineage: Eukaryota; Viridiplantae; Streptophyta; Magnoliopsida; Ericales; Ebenaceae
Product: U1 small nuclear ribonucleoprotein C-like
Exons: 2
Coding region: 65-295 (76 amino acids)
Source: RefSeq, a predicted model, not a curated record
UCAAAGUACCCUCACUAACUUAUUAAUAUAUUCAUCGGAUUGCGUUGCCUCCAAUGUAAGACACAUGCUAACAGGUUACAUGCUUGCUCCAAGUAUGCUGCCAAUUAUUAUGCCACCAUCGGGUGCUGCUCCCUUUCCUGUUCAAGUUAAUAGCCUCCCAAGGCCACCAAUAAUGACUGCAGGACCAGUCGCAGUUCCAGGGGCCCCCAUGGCUAAUUCUAGUAGUUCUACCCCUCCUAUGCAUCAGGUUAAUUCAACCCCAACUACCAGUGGAGGUUUUGACAGUUCAACAUGAGUGCUCAAGCUCCUGAGGCCAACCAUUAAUCCUGUCAACCUUGUAUGGGUUUUUCCGUUAGAUCUUGUAAAAUCGUGCAACUAUAGCACUAUUGACAUUUGUGGAACGUGAACAAUUGUUUUGAUGUUUGCUGUUAGUAUUUUGGUCAAGAUUAUACUUAAA